AUGGGAUGGGGGUGUGGAAGGGGUUUCUGUAAGGGUGCCAAACACCCCUCAUCUCAAGCCCAGUGUGCGGCGCUCCCUCAAUACCGCCCCCCACCCCGUCCGGUGUGCGGCGCUCCCUCAGUACCGCUCCCGUCCCGUGUAGGGCGCUCCCUCAGAGCUGACCCCCAGCUCAGGAGUUCCCUCAGUUCUGACCCACCAGCCCGGUGUGCGGCGCUCCCUCAGUACCGCUUCGCCAGCCCAGGCGCUCCCUCAAGUACUGACCCCAGCCCGGACCGUGCGCGGAGCUCCCUCAGGACUGCCUCUAACCCAGACGGCGGCGCUCCCUCAGCGCAGCCCCAACCGCCACCCCGCGACAGUGCGGCGCUCCCUCAGCGCUGCCCCUGGGAAUCAGGAACCGGGAUUUCAGUGCUGGAUUUGCAACUGACCUCAGCAGCACCUCUUUCCUGCACUACCUCAACCAACCUUUGUGUCCUGAAACCAACGGAGCCUCUCGGAGAGACGAUUCCAAAGACUCUGCACCCUCUGGAAGGUAGGAGAGAGAACCAGGAACGGCCAGGGACGCAGGAAUCCUGGACAAUACUGUCAGCCUUCCCGAAACAACGCAGGGAGAAGAUGGACAGGAUGGGUCCAUAGAAUUUGGAGUUACUCAACAUUUCCUCCUCGCCGACAAUCAACACAGGCUCAUCUCAAGGAUGCAUGCUCAGCCCACUGCUCUACUCACCCCACACUCGUGACUCUGGCUAGGCACAGCUCAAAUGCCAUCUAUAAAUUCGCCGAUGACACCACUGUUGUUGGCAGAAUCUCAGACGGUGACGAGGAGGCGUACAGGAGUGAGAAAGAUGGGCUGGUUGAGUGGUGUCGCAACAACAACCUCGCACUCAACGUCAGCAAGGCCAAGGAACUGAUUGUGGGCUUCAGGAAGGGGGAGUCGGGAGAACACGCACCAGUCCUCACUGAGGGGUCAGUGGUGGAAAGGGUGAGCAGCUUCAAGUUCCUGGACGUCAGCAUCUGAGAGGAUCUAUCCUGGGCCCAACGCACUGAUGCAAUCAGGAGGAAGGCACACCAGCAGCUCUGCUUCAUUAAGAGUUUGAGGAGAUGUCAGUAAUAAUAAACCUGGUUCUGAUUCUCACUGCCUCCUUUAAUAUACUCCCCCCGUUGUUUCCCCUCAUUC
Molecule: messenger RNA, 1171 nt
Organism: Pristis pectinata (smalltooth sawfish)
Lineage: Eukaryota; Metazoa; Chordata; Chondrichthyes; Rhinopristiformes; Pristidae
Product: translation initiation factor IF-2-like
Exons: 3
Coding region: 1-633 (210 amino acids)
Source: RefSeq, a predicted model, not a curated record